Messenger RNA from Caenorhabditis briggsae, 237 nucleotides. Bases 1 to 237 code for a protein of 78 amino acids. The transcript is spliced from 3 exons. Lineage: Eukaryota; Metazoa; Nematoda; Chromadorea; Rhabditida; Rhabditidae. The record is from RefSeq and is a predicted model, not a curated record.
AUGCAUUCACGGACACUCGCCUAUUCUCUUCUGCUCAUCGCCAUCGCACUUUGUGCCGUUUCCGUCGCUUACGCACCGAGAGUCAGUUUUCCUUUCUUGUGCAUAAUUUCAACGAAUAUCCGUGGAGUUGGCGACGUACCUUCAAUGUUCUUCUCCCCAUUCCGAAUGAUGGGAAAACGAAAUCAAUUUUAUGGGCUAUUCAAAAAGAUCCGGAGCAAUGAAGUAGUCGACUACUGA